AAGCCAUAUCAGCCUUCCAGAAAAGGGUAUUUCUCCAAACUUGGCAAUCAUGGCUUGAUGGAGAACGUCAUAAUUUCAUCUCCCAUUCCGCCAUGCGACCGCCCUGAAAUCGCGCAGCAGCGUACCCAAGGUACCCUACCGCGGUUUUUUCUCAGGGGGAGGAGACGUUGAGGAGCCCACAAGCACGCGGCGCGAAGCCGGACUUGGCACCGAACAACAGACAAGAGUUUUCUGUCCCCUUGCCAAGUACAAGCUGCCUCCGUUCUACCCUGUUUGGAUGCGCUUGCAAUCUGGUCCCCGCAUCGAUGCUAAACUGCCCUAUGCCACACGGACCGAUCAGUGACUCUUGGCAUAUGGGUAGUACUUCGUACUAGCGGCAGACUGCUUGUCAAGCUACCGGCAGAGCUACCGGUAGAGCUAGCGGAUGCAUACUUGUGCUUACUGCGCGUGAGAUGCUCUGACUGCAGGUCGCUUCACAUUUUGCAGACGGCAAGACGGUCCUCGCAAUCUUGGCAUUUGUUUUAUACGUCCCGCCAGAAUGGUCAACCCAAGCCCCGUGGGCCACCCAAAGAUAAGUCAGAUUAACAAUAACGGCAGGCCCGGAAGGGCAGACUACUUGGGAUGCUAAUAUCCGCAGAUGCCCCAAUAAAUCAAUGCCCAUAAUGGGGGGCCCUCCCCACAUUAAGUAUCAGAGAGAGAGGUCUCUCCACCCCGACAAGCCUUGGCUGCUUUAUUGGACAAAACGUAAAAAAUAAAAAAAAAGUACCUACACCUGGGUAUAGUCACGGCCAUGACGUUUGGGAUCAAGAGAGGAGCCGGUCCAAGGGAUGGGCUCUUGGCACUCCCAUGUGCAUGGGACUGGGCGUCGUCGACUGCGACUCCGCCAUCAACGGGGUAACAUUGUCAGGAUGGAUGGGUGGAUGCGCCUGCAACUUGUCUUGAUAAUUCGGCAUAAUCGAGUGCACGUAUAAUAAGCAGCAUUCACGCCCAUCCAUCCGUCUUGGUGUCGCUCCCGGCUUCUGGUUUCCUCACCUCACCCUCACUGUCGCUCUUUACCCGGUGGUCUCUUGCUCUUCAGCUCUCAAAAUGCGGUCCGCAAUCAUAGUAUCGGCACUCGCCUCGGUGGCCACCGCCGCCAGGCCCUACCUCAACGAGCCAGACACCGGAAUUGAUGAGGUGCUCGGCCAGCUCCCCGUCGGGUCGCUCCCCAACGUGACCGACAUGCACGCCCUGCACGACUUUGAGUGGGCGGCACGGAGGUACCUCCCCAAGGUCAACUACACCUACUACCGCAACGGCGCCGGUGGCGAGUGGUCCUACAGGAACAACCUUGAGGUCUACAACCGCUACAAGCUGAGGCCCAAGACCAUGGUGGACAUUACAAACAUUGCAGAGUCCAUGCCCACCACAAUCCUUGGCCACAACUUCUCGGCUCCCUUCUUCAUCUGCCCCUGCGCCCGUGCCGGAUAUGGCCACCCUGACGCUGAGCUCAACCUGGUUCAGGGUGCCGGCGCCGGCAAGAUCCUGUACAUCCCAUCAUCCUUCUCGACGCUCCCGAUCGAGCAGAUCGCGGCCAAGCGUGCACCGGACCAGAUCCUCUUCAGCCAGGUCUACACCAACGACAACGACACGGCCAACCAGAUCCUCUUUGACCGCGCCGAAAAGGCCGGCUCCAAGGCCCUCGUCUGGGCCAUCGACGCCCCCGGCAGCCCCAGCCGGCAGCGCGCCGCCCGCUACGGCGUGGGCAGCGCCAACGCCGUCUUCAUCACCAACACCUGGGAGGUGCUGGACAAGUUCCGCACCAUGACCAAGCUGCCCUUCAUCCUCAAGGGCAUCCAGACCGUCGAGGACGCCAAGCUGGCCGUCCAGCACAAGGUUCCCGCCAUCAUCCUUUCCAACCACGGAGGUCGUAACCUCGACGGCAGCCCGUCGUCGCUUGAGAUCGCUCUCGAGAUCCACCGCGAAGCCCCCGAGAUCUUUGAGCAGAUCGAGGUCCUGGCCGACGGCGGCGUCCGCUACGGCACCGACGCGCUCAGGCUCCUCGCCCUCGGCGUCAAGGCCGUCGGGAUUGGCAGGCCCAUGAUGUACAGUAACGUGUUUGGCGUCGACGGCGUCAAGAGGGCUGUCGAGAUCUUCAGGAACGAGCUCACCAACGAUGCGGCCAACUUGGGCGUCGCCGACAUCAAGAAGAUCGACACAAGUUUUGUGGACUGGACCCCCAACCACUGGUACAGCUGAAAGAGGGGCCUACCUUAGUUAGCUAUACGGGGCAAAAAAGAAUAGGAACCCGAAACUAUUUCUCGCAAUGAAAAAUGAUAAAAAGGUUUAAUUAUGAUGAAUGCAUCCCCUUCUGGAAUCGAGUCA
Messenger RNA from Pyricularia oryzae 70-15, 2364 nucleotides. RefSeq names its product cytochrome b2. Bases 1087 to 2238 code for a protein of 383 amino acids. The transcript is spliced from 2 exons. Gene Ontology annotation, molecular function: oxidoreductase activity; FMN binding. The record is from RefSeq and is a predicted model, not a curated record. NCBI's taxonomy places the organism in Eukaryota, Fungi, Ascomycota, Sordariomycetes, Magnaporthales, Pyriculariaceae.